Messenger RNA from Panthera uncia (snow leopard), 2413 nucleotides. It is a transcript of the gene TRABD2A, whose product is annotated as TraB domain containing 2A. Bases 188 to 1714 code for a protein of 508 amino acids. Gene Ontology annotation, cellular component: membrane. The record is from RefSeq and is a predicted model, not a curated record. The transcript is spliced from 7 exons. Gene Ontology annotation, biological process: negative regulation of Wnt signaling pathway. NCBI's taxonomy places the organism in Eukaryota, Metazoa, Chordata, Mammalia, Carnivora, Felidae. Gene Ontology annotation, molecular function: metalloendopeptidase activity.
GAACUGCAGACGGAGCAGACGAGAGGCGCGGGGCUGCCGGCGAGCGCCCCGGUCCCCCGAGCCCCGAGCGCCAUGGUGGGCGCGCGGCUAGUCCGCAGCUCCGCGGCCGCCGGCUAACGGGCGGGGCGGCCACCGCUGCCUCACUCUGUCCCUCCGCGUGCGGGGCCUCCGAGCCGCCGUGGGGAGGAUGAGUCCCUGGGGCUGGUUCCUGCUGCAGACCCUCUGCCUCCUGCCCACCGGCGCAGCCCCGCGGCGUGGCGCGCCUGCCUCAGCCAACUGCGAGCUCAAGCCCCAGCAGAGUGAAUUGAAUUCCUUCUUGUGGACCAUAAAGCGAGAUCCGCCAUCUUACUUCUUUGGCACGAUCCACGUUCCAUACACCCGGGUUUGGGACUUUAUCCCGGACAACUCCAAGGAGGCUUUUCAGCAGAGCAGCAUUGUGUACUUUGAGCUGGACCUCACGGACCCCUACACUAUCUCGGCCCUCACCAGCUGUCAGAUGCUGCCGCAGGGCGAGAACCUCCAGGACGUGCUCCCCAGGGACAUCUACUGCCGCCUCAAGCGCCACCUAGAGUACGUCAAGCUCAUGAUGCCCUCGUGGAUGACCCCAGACCAGCGUGGCAAGGGGCUCUAUGCGGACUACCUAUUCAACGCCAUCGCGGGGAACUGGGAGCGGAAGAGGCCCGUCUGGGUGAUGCUCAUGGUCAACUCCCUGACCGAAGUGGACAUUAAGUCCCGGGGGGUGCCUGUCUUAGACCUGUACCUUGCCCAGGAGGCUGAGCGGCUGAGGAAACAGACUGGGGCCGUGGAAAAGGUGGAAGAGCAGUGCCAUCCACUGAAUGGGCUGAACUUUUCACAGGUCAUCUUUGCUUUGAACCAGACCCUCCUGCAGCAGGAGAGCCUUCGAGCAGGCAGCCUUCAGAUCCCCUACACGACAGAGGAUCUCAUCAAACACUAUAACUGUGGGGACCUCAGCUCCGUCAUCUUCAGCCAUGACAGCUCCCAGGUUCCCAAUUUUAUUAACGCCACGCUGCCACCGCAGGAGCGCGUCACCGCCCAGGAGAUCGACAGCUACUUCCGCCAGGAGCUCAUCUACAAGCGGAAUGAGAGAAUGGGGAAGCGGGUGAAGGCCCUUUUGGAAGAGUUCCCGGACAAAGGCUUUUUCUUUGCCUUUGGAGCUGGUCAUUUCAUGGGCAACAAUACAGUGCUUGAUGUCUUGCGGCGCGAAGGCUAUGAGGUAGAACACGCCCCCGCUGGACGACCCAUCAACAAGGAGACGAGUAGAAGUCCCUUGUCGGGGCCCGCCUCCUCUGCCAUCUUUGUUCCGGAAGUGCCUGCCUCAGAAGCGCGGGUACCGGAAGCUGGGUCUGCGGUGCGCUCGCUGUGGCCUCCCCACGUGUCCCUGCCUGGAAGUGCCCACCUGGGAGGCGGGGCGGAGCGGAAGUUUCGGAAGAAACGGAGGCGGCAGCGGCCACAGCGAAAGCAGCGGCUUCGGCAGUUCAGCGAUCUGUGGGUCCGACUGGAGGAGAGUGCUGAGGUCCCACAGCUCCAGGUCCCUGUUCUGGAUAGGCACAUCUCUGCCGAGCUGCAGCUCCCUCGCCAUGGGCAUUCCCGCCACAGCCAGAUGGUAGCCAGCAGUGCCUGUCUGUCUUUCUGGACUCCUGUGUUCUGGGUGCUGGUGCUGGCUUUCCAAACAGAGUCACCCCUCCUGCAAUGACGGGAGGAGCCAGGCCAGGCCCCUGACCCCUUGGACUUGAAGGAUGGCCAUUCCUGUACUCCACACCCUGUUCUGGCCUUGAUAGGCCCAACCCAGGAAAAGAGAGAAUAAAAGUUGAUUCUUCUCUUUCCAAGGAACGACUCUGGGUUAUCCAGCAGUGCUGGGGGUAGGUGUACAGUUUUGUAACAUAAUGACUUGUAUGAAAAUAAUUGUAAAUGAAUUACACGGAAAUAAUUAAAUGUCUUUUCUUUGUAGAUUUUUUCCCACAAUGUGUAUAUGUUAUGCAAACAACUCUUGCUCACACCCUCUGAAUAUUGUCACUGCUUUACCCCUGGGCCCUACUCAUACUGGUCCUACCUGCCACUUUGGAUCCUGACCCUUUUCUCCUUCCUGCUGCUCCUCUUCCUACUCCUGGUUAUGGAUUCGGGGGAGAGUAGGCCAUAGGAGCUUUGUUCUGUUUCCUGCGCUCUGACAAGUGCUUUAAUUAUGUAUGUGAGUGUCUCACCAACAUGCUGAAGACUGGAUGAAUGGUAGGCUUUGUCAGAGGUGCUGUGUAAGAAAGUGGGUUUCAAACGCUCCCCCUUCCUGUCUUGUUAUUUAUUUAUGUGCUGAUGCCUUUUAUAAAUGAAAUCUUAUGAGGGAGUCUCUAUAAAAUGAGUAAGAGUAGAAUUGUCUCAGUUGAGUCUCAAAUGGGAACUU